GGGGAAAGGAAUCCAAGAAGGAAAAAAAAGGGGUGGGUGGGGGAGGGAGGCACCUUGCAAUGCAAAAAGCUCACAAAACAAGUACUUGAAGACGCACCACCUCCACCCAAUAUGCUUUUUCUACACUUUCUACCACCCAGUAAUCCCAUAGAAGAAAGAGCCAGACAGCACGUUACCAAGUUAUCGAUAACACUCUCCUAGUCUUAUAGUGUCUUCCCCCAAAUCCAAAUCCAAAUCCAUACGAACCUCAAUACAAAGAAGAUAAAAACGGAGAGGAAAUAAAAGGGAAACACCCCUGGGCUUUGGACACUGCAAACAAGCAAGCAAGUGCAGCCUUCCUCGCAACUAUCACAGCUCUAUCGUAUAGUGAAAAUUUUGAUUAAUAAUUUAAGGUUGUUCUGCACUCUGCACUCUGCCCAUUUCAACCCCGGCCGCAUCCCCAAAAUUCACGCGCAUGCUCCUCCAUUUCCUUAACUCUGCUCAUCGUUGUAGUAGUCACCGGCACCAUCUCCGGCCUUCGUCUUUAUUUUGAUUACGAUUUCUCCUCAGCUUUCAAUUGAUUUUUACCUUCGUACCCAGUUUCUGAUUCCUCGCAGUAGUUGUGAAUCUAUAAGCUAUAUAGGUAGGCAAGAUGAUUACUCUAUCGGAUUUCUACCAUGUGAUGACCGCCAUGGUUCCACUUUACGUGGCCAUGAUAUUAGCUUACGGCUCCGUGAAGUGGUGGAAGAUCUUCUCGCCGGACCAGUGCUCCGGCAUCAACCGCUUCGUCGCCCUCUUCGCCGUCCCUCUCCUCUCCUUUCACUUCAUCUCCACCAACGACCCUUACAAGAUGAACUUCCGAUUCAUCGCCGCCGACACACUCCAGAAGAUCAUGGUCUUGGCGGUGUUGGCCGUUUGGAGCAAAUUGAGCAAAAGGGGUUGCUUGGAGUGGACCAUUACUCUGUUUUCCCUGUCAACUCUCCCCAACACUCUGGUUAUGGGCAUUCCCCUGCUCAAAGGCAUGUACGGCGACUUCUCCGGAAGCUUGAUGGUCCAAAUCGUGGUCCUUCAGUGUAUUAUUUGGUACACUCUGAUGCUCUUCAUGUUCGAGUACAGAGGCGCCAAGAUUCUCAUCUCCGAACAGUUCCCGGACACCGCCGGUUCGAUUGUGUCGAUUCACGUUGAUUCCGAUGUGGUUUCGUUGGACGGGAGGCAAGUUCUGGAAACGGAAGCGGAGAUUAAAGAUGACGGCAAACUUCACGUGACGGUGAGGAAAUCAAACGCUUCCAGAUCGGAUAUAUUCUCACGUAGGUCGCAGGGAUUGUCUUCAACGACUCCGAGACCCUCGAAUCUGACCAAUGCGGAGAUAUACUCUCUGCAAUCGUCGCGAAACCCAACUCCGAGAGGGUCCAGCUUCAACCAUACGGAUUUCUAUUCCAUGGUCGCCGGCAGCCGGAGCUCCAACUUCGGUUCCGCGGACGUUUACGGGCUUGCGACGGUGUCGAGAGGACCGACGCCGAGACCGUCGAAUUACGAAGAAGAUGGGUCUUCGAACAGCAACAAUAAGCCAAGGUUCCACUAUCACGCUCCGGGGGGCGCGCAUUAUCCGGCUCCAAAUCCGGGCAUGUUUUCGCCGACGGCGUCAAGAACCGGCAGUGGUGCGGCCAAUAAGAAGCCAAAUGGACAACUGGGUCAGUACAAGACAGAAGAGGGCAGUAGGGAUCUUCACAUGUUUGUUUGGAGUUCAAGUACUUCCCCUGUUUCGGAUGUGUUUGGGGGCCAAGAUUUUGGAGGUGCAGACCAGCCAGUGAAGGAAGUGAGAAUGGCUGUUUCUCCAGGGAAAGCAGUGGAGGGUGAUAGAGAAGAUGAAGAACAGUACGUGGAGAGAGAAGAUUUCAGCUUCGGAAACAGAGGGAUGGAGAGGGGAGAGAUGAACAAGCAGGACGAUGGUGAUAAGAUGGGGAAAGCAAAAACCAUGCCUCCAACCAGUGUGAUGACCAGGCUUAUUCUGAUCAUGGUUUGGAGAAAGCUCAUCAGAAACCCCAACACUUAUUCAAGCUUAAUAGGCCUCACUUGGUCUCUGGUUUCAUUCAGGUGGGAUGUAGAGAUGCCUGCCAUUAUAGCGAAGUCCAUUUCCAUACUGUCGGAUGCAGGGCUUGGCAUGGCCAUGUUCAGUCUUGGUCUGUUCAUGGCCUUGCAGCCGAGGAUCAUCGCAUGUGGAAAUUCCAUUGCAGCUUUUGCCAUGGCUGUGAGAUUCCUUACAGGUCCAGCUGUCAUGGCAGCUGCUUCCAUUGCUGUUGGGCUUCGCGGUGUCCUGUUACACGUUGCCAUUGUCCAGGCCACUCUACCUCAAGGAAUUGUCCCUUUUGUCUUCGCCAAAGAAUACAACGUACACCCUGAUAUUCUCAGCACAGCAGUUAUAUUUGGGAUGCUAAUAGCGUUGCCCAUAACGCUGAUCUAUUACAUUUUUCUGGGGCUGUGAAAUGGAUAUGAACGAUCAUAUUCCAAACCAAACUAAACUAAUUAAUGCUGGGAGACGAUGGAUGCUAACACAUCGGCCUCGACGGGACCUACAGCGCAUUUAAGGCAGGCCGCGGAGGCCAUCGAAGACGACAACCCCCACCCCGGAAAAAUUUUAAAAGCCCAAAUGUGGUGGCCAUGGAUCCAUAUUGCAUGCACCACCACCACGCAUAUCCUUUUUCUUUUCUUUUCUUUCUUUUUUUGUUUUAAAAAAAAAAAUGGUAGAGAUGUAAAAUGAUGGUUAAUUAAUUGUAGUGAUUUUGUAUCAAGAAAAUGGCAUUAUUCCCGCUUGAUUAUAUGUAUAUAUAUGGUUGUUG
Messenger RNA from Malania oleifera, 2816 nucleotides. RefSeq names its product probable auxin efflux carrier component 1c. Gene Ontology annotation, molecular function: auxin efflux transmembrane transporter activity. NCBI's taxonomy places the organism in Eukaryota, Viridiplantae, Streptophyta, Magnoliopsida, Santalales, Ximeniaceae. Gene Ontology annotation, biological process: auxin polar transport; auxin export across the plasma membrane. The record is from RefSeq and is a predicted model, not a curated record. Gene Ontology annotation, cellular component: endoplasmic reticulum; plasma membrane. The transcript is spliced from 6 exons. The coding region runs from base 632 to 2461 and encodes 609 amino acids.